AUGACGGAACUGAUAGACUCAGGAGUUUUCCUGAUUGCGGAAGAUGUGAAGCUAAUGCGAAAAAUACAAAUGGAUGAAGGUCGGGUAGCACUACAAAGGGAUCUGGACAGGCUGCAAGGUAAACAGGACACGAAGUGGUCCAUGAUGCGCCUGCAGCAGACUGGUCUCUCAACACAGGUGAUGGAGGCUUGGCUGGUCACACAGGUGGUGGAGGCUGUGUUGACCUCAACACAACAUGGCAGCUACUCUGUAAUUUUCAUUACGGACGGUACUACCUCACCCUCCACUAUCUUCAUGAUAAUCAAUCGUCUACAGUUUCCAGGAGGAGCUGGAUUGUUUGAAACAAUAAAUAAUUGCUCAGAUUUCAACACGAUGGACAAGGACCUCUCAUUGCUGGUUGAUAAUGUUAAACUGCUGCGGAAGUUGUCAUCAUACACAACAAUUGUGGUGAUAAGUGACGAGGCAACCUUCCUCGCCGCCUUCGUCAAGUGGUCCGUCAAGGGGCGCCUCAUGGUGUGGUCGACGAGGCUCCUCAUCCUCACUCACUCUCGCCUCAUGGAGCUGCAGGAUCUCCACACAACCUUGUCCAACCUCAACUCUAUGUUGGUUAUUAUCAACAACGACACAACAAACAUUAGGUGCAGUGUUUACGUCCAGCUGCCGUAUAGUCCGCGGGGAUCCCAGGUUGUGCAGGUGGCCUCCUGGACACCUCGUCGUGGCCUCCUCCUCACCUCACACCUCCCACUCUUCCCGGAAAAGUUCUCUAAGUUCCACCACCGGCCGAAUUUGCUGGUGGCGCUCGAGGAGUCUGGCUUCGGUAGGUUAGUGAGGGUAAAUGACCCAGGUUCCGGGGUUCCCAAGGUUCAGUUCCAGGGCACCUUGGUAAAGAUGAUAGACUAUCUCUCUGGUGUACUUAAUUUCACGUAUUCCUUCAUGCGACCUCCUGACAGAGUCUGGGGUGUCAGACUUAGUAAUGGAUCAUGGUCUGGUAUGAUGGGCAUGGUGGUGAGGGAGGAAGUAAGUAUCGGCGCUGGGCCUUUCAUGGUUGAUAGAUGGCGAGCCGAGGUGGUAGAUUUCACUGUACCAAUGGUGUUAGACUACUGGAGGAUCAUGGGAGUUCGAGGUGUUCCUGAGGUAGACCCCUGGGGCUUCCUGUUCCCUCUGGCACCACUGGUGUGGGUAGCCAUUUUAGUAGCCCUGAUGGCGCUUGCUGCUGCAGUGUUCCUCAUGUCUUCCUGCAGCUCUCUCAAGAGUACUGACCCAAACUACUGGUUACAGGUCACCUACAAUUACGUUCGAAUAUUAUUAGGGCAAGACAUGAAUGUUCCUGCGUAUUGGUUGUGGGAGCGGGUGGUGUUGAUGGUGUGGAUGAUAGUGACACUGGUGUUAACACGGAGUUACUCUGGCAACCUCAUGGCUCUCCUGGCAGUGAGACACAUCCCUCAACCUUACCAAACACUACGUGACGUGAUGGACGACCCGUCAGUAAAGCUAAUAUGGGAAAAAGACUCUGCAACUGUCCCAUUUCUAAGAUCAGCGAAGUCUGGUAUAUACCGGGAGAUAGCAGACGCAGAAAAGAUUGGUCGAGUCAUAUUCAGACCACAUCCGCAGUUCCCAGAAGUUAUAGACACCUUGGUUAGACGGGGCGACCACGUCCUCAUUAAUGACGAAUAUGACAUCAAAUCUAAUAUUGCUCAAGACUUCACGAAAGCAGGAAAAUGUUCAUUCUAUGAGUCCAAAGAAGAAUUUCUGCAGAUAAGGCUUGCAAUGAUUAGUCAAAAGGACAGCCCACUUGUGCCAGCAUUAAAUAAGAGGAUGACGUCGAUGACGGAGGCUGGGUUGUUCUUCCAGUGGUUGAUAGCUGAUGAACCCAACUCCACUGUGUGUGAUCAUGUUCCCACCAAGAUCACUGUCAACGAGGCUCUCUCUCUCAGGAACCUCUGGGGAAUGUUUGUUAUCCUCCUGGUGGGUCAUCUUAUCAGUCUCUCUGUACUCUGCCUCGAGCUUCUCAUUCGUCGCGUUCAACACAUUUAG
Cherax quadricarinatus is the source of this 2034-nucleotide messenger RNA. The record is from RefSeq and is a predicted model, not a curated record. NCBI's taxonomy places the organism in Eukaryota, Metazoa, Arthropoda, Malacostraca, Decapoda, Parastacidae.